Messenger RNA from Amoebophrya sp. A25, 817 nucleotides. NCBI's taxonomy places the organism in Eukaryota, Dinophyceae, Syndiniales, Amoebophryaceae. The record is from the annotation of a GenBank genome assembly.
CUUCAGUACGCGAGUGAUAAUCUGAAAGCCAACCGCGAUAUCGUUCUUGCGGCAGUCAGACAAAAUCCGAUGGCCCUGAAACACGCGAGUGAAAACCUGAAAGGCGACUUCGAUAUUGUUCUUGCGGCGGUGCACCCCUAUGGGGUGGCGCUUCAGUACGCGAGUGAUAAGCUGAAAGCGGAAUUCCAAAUUGUUCUUGCGGCAGUGCAAGCAAAUGGGGAGGCGCUUCAGUACGCGAGUGAAGAUCUGCAAGAUAACUUCGCGAUCGUUUAUGCGGCAGUGCAGACAACUGAGAGGGCGCUUGAGUACGCGAGUAAACGUCUACAAAAGGACCGCGAGAUUUUUUUGGCGGCCCAAAGUAGCUUUUUCGGGAUAUAACUGCGCGAGCACUACGCUGCGAAGAGGUCCCGAGAUCCUUUCUGCGAGACGCUUCGGGCAAUUAGGGGAGAGCGUGUUGGCCGCGUAGUUGUAUCUCAAAGGUUAUAGCCGAAACCUCAAAGAUAAGCUGCUGGCUCUGAUCCAUGCUAGUGUGUGAGAAGGAGAGAUAGUGCAAUUGUAUAGUAUCGUUUCGCCGGCAGGGGGGAUGCCAAUCAAGGAAACGAAAUAGCUUCCCACUUAGUCCUCGUUUAAUAUGAAGUUCUUUGUUGUAGAAGGUGAAAGAUGAGUUCUUAGACCUUCGUAGAAUCUACGACGUUCUUUGCGAUUACAGAGAGGAGACGAUGAAGCACACUUCCAAACAAUCCGGAAAGUAGAAUUAUAGGAGGCCUUUUGACUGAUCUAAAAAAAAGAAGCGCAAUGAUGUAGAAAAAAGAGAAGC